UUCUAGAAACAAUGUGAGAAAAUGUUAGUAUACGGAACGAGUUGAGCUGUCUAGCGAGAGACCCCUGGCGUUUCCGUCUAAAGUUGGCAAGCAAAGCCCAGUGAACCAAGAAGCGAGGUGAGGGAAGCAAGGCCCGGGGGGAAGGCUCCUGAAGGAACGGCCGAGUGACUUUGGGGACCGGCUCAGCGGCGGGGACCGGGCUGCGGGCGUGCUUCCCCGGGGAGCGGAGCGCAGAGAGCGGCCGCAGGCUCUUCCCCAGGCAGCAUUUAUCAGAGAGACAAUAGGCAGCAGGAAAUUAUGAACAGGAGCUGGACAAAGGACCAGGCCAGUGCUUAGCCUGUGACAUGGGGAGAUACUGGUGAAUUCAGCCUCUUGAAGAGAAGUGCACAGCCCAGGAGCGCCGACGUGAAUGCCCAAGUCCCAACCGUAUCCAGCAUGCUCCAAGGCCACAGCCCCGUGUCCCAGGCCUUGCUGGGGACCUUCUUCACCUGGGGGAUGACCGCAGCUGGGGCGGCCCUCGUGUUCAUAUUCUCUAGCGGACAGAGGCAGAUCUUAGAUGGAAGCCUUGGCUUUGCUGCAGGGGUCAUGUUGGCGGCUUCCUACUGGUCCCUCCUGGCCCCAGCGGUGGAGAUGGCCACGUCCUCUGGCGGCUUCGGCGCUUUGGCCUUCUUCCCCGUGGCUGUCGGCUUCACCCUCGGCGCUGCUUUUGUCUACUUGGCAGACCUCCUGAUGCCUCACCUGGGUGCAGCCGAGGACCCCCAGACGGCCCUGGCACUGAACUUCGACCCUGCGUUGAUGAAGAAGAAAUCUGAUGCCGAGGGUCCCAGGCCGCUCUUCCCCGAGAGUGAACUUUCCAUCCGGAUAGGUAGAGCUGGGCUUCUUUCAGACAAGAGUGAGAAUGGCGAGGCGUAUCAGAGGAAGAAGGCGGUGGCCACCGACCUCCCCGAGGGCCCCGCAGCCCCCAUGUCCUCUCGAGGGAACCCCGCGCAGCCCAGCAGCAGCAGCUGGAGGAGAAUCGCGCUGCUCAUCUUGGCCAUCACCGUCCACAACGUCCCAGAGGGUCUUGCUGUUGGAGUUGGAUUUGGGGCUGUAGAAAAGACGGCGUCUGCCACCUUCGAGAGCGCCAGGAAUCUAGCCAUUGGAAUUGGGAUCCAGAAUUUCCCCGAGGGCCUCGCUGUCAGCCUCCCCUUGCGAGGGGCUGGCUUCUCCACCUGGAGAGCCUUCUGGUACGGGCAGCUGAGCGGCAUGGUGGAGCCUCUGGCCGGGGUCUUCGGAGCCUUUGCCGUGGUGCUGGCGGAGCCCCUCCUGCCCUACGCACUGGCCUUUGCUGCUGGCGCCAUGGUCUAUGUGGUCAUGGACGACAUCAUCCCUGAAGCUCAGAUCAGCGGCAAUGGGAAGCUGGCGUCCUGGGCCUCCGUCCUGGGAUUUGUGGUGAUGAUGUCGCUGGACGUUGGUCUGGGCUAGUGCUGAGAUGCGCCGGACCCCAGGAAAGGCAGCUCGAGGAAACGGCCCCGGUUGGCUUCUGCAGGACCACAAGCCUCUUUCUUCACGUUAAGACGUUUUUCCUUUCUCUCCUUUUCAUCUCAUUAUCCUGAUUGACUCUGAUUAGAAUGUGACCAAUUUUUAGUUUUCUUUUGAGGGAGAUACUGGUUUUAUUUGCAAUUUCAAGUUGUCACGGAACUAUAGAUUUUUGCUUGGCCACUAAAUGGAAUCUUUCUUCGAUGGAAUUAUCAAAGACAGAGAUCAGGGAAAUCUCUGCUUUCGUAUCUUCAAUCUCCCUCGCUGGACUCAGUGGCAGCUCCUGAAGGUCACCUACAGAAGCGAGCUGCCAAGAGAGAAGCCUCUAAGCAUCUUUGCCUAGUGACUUAGAGCAGAAUGGCCAG
Vicugna pacos (alpaca) is the source of this 1883-nucleotide messenger RNA. NCBI's taxonomy places the organism in Eukaryota, Metazoa, Chordata, Mammalia, Artiodactyla, Camelidae. The record is from RefSeq and is a predicted model, not a curated record.